CCUCCUGAAAAAAAAGAGAGAGGCCCAAAAAGUCUAUUAUCCACUUCACCGGCGGCGGGAAGAGGGUCUUGGACAAGCAGCGGCGGGAGCGGAGACGGUCGGAGGUUGCUCGCCGCCGGCCGCCGCCGAAGCAAUGGGAAUCAAGGGUUUGACGAAGCUGCUGGCGGAGCACGCGCCGAGGGCCGCGGUGCAGCGGCGCGUGGAGGACUACCGGGGCCGCGUCAUCGCCAUCGACGCCAGCCUCAGCAUCUACCAGUUCCUGGUUGUGGUGGGAAGGAAAGGAACAGAAGUUCUUACCAAUGAGGCCGGUGAAGUCACAAGUCAUCUGCAAGGCAUGUUGAACCGGACUGUAAGAUUGCUUGAAGCAGGAAUAAAACCUGUGUUUGUGUUUGAUGGUGAGCCACCUGACCUGAAGAAAAAGGAACUGGCUAAAAGGUCUUUGAAGAGGGAUGAUGCUUCGAAAGAUCUUCAUAGUGCUAUUGAGGUUGGAGAUGAAGAUUCAGUUGAAAAAUUUAGCAAAAGGACUGUGAAGAUCACAAAAGAACACAACGAUGGCUGUAAGAGGCUGUUAAGAUUGAUGGGUGUCCCUAUAGUUGAGGCACCAGGUGAGGCAGAAGCACAGUGCGCAUCACUUUGUAAGAACCAUAAGGCACAUGCUGUCGCUUCAGAGGAUAUGGACACACUGACUUUCGGUGCUCCAAGGUUUCUUCGCCAUGUAACUGACCUUAGUUUUAAGAAAUCUCCUGUAACAGAGUUUGAAGUGCCAAAGGUUUUGGAGGAACUUGGACUAACAAUGGGUCAGUUCAUCGACUUAUGUAUUCUUAGUGGAUGUGACUACUGCGAGAAUAUUAAAGGUAUUGGGGGACAAAGAGCCUUGAAACUCAUACGUCAGCAUGGUUGCAUAGAAGAAGUUGUGCAAAAUCUUCACAAGAGGUACACUGUUCCAGAAGAUUGGCCUUACCAGGAAGUUCGGACCUUGUUUAAGCAACCUAAUGUUUGUACAGAAAUUCCAGAUUUCCAGUGGACCUCAGCAGACAAAGAGGGCCUUGUGAAUUUUCUGGCAUUUGAAAACAGUUUCAGUUCUGAUCGAGUGGAAAAGGCAGUAGAAAAGAUAAAGGCUGCUAGCGAUAAAUAUUCCCCAGCAGGGCGAGCGAAGCUUUUGACACCAGUAGCUAACCUAUCAGGAUCUACAGAGAAGGAAUCCAAGUGCGUUUUAGGUGCUUCAGGACAAGGUCUGAGGAGCAGGACUGCUAUACAAGUAUGCAGUAGCUCAAGCUCUGGUUUCAGAUAUGGUAGUUCUAGUUCAAAGCCAUUGGUGCUGGGAAGGCAAUCAGGAGUUCAUGUGAAGCCUCCCACCUUUUCUUUCAUCUAAAUCUGGAGUUGCUUUGGUUCUCAAGAUUACCUAGUGAACCUGUGGCCAAGCUACAGGAAGAAUAGAUGGCCACUUGGAAUAUGUCAAGUGAAUGCUAUGGUUGUAAUUUAGGCUUGUCUUGUAAUCUAGAAAAUUAGCUUCAAUGCUUCAACUUAUUCACUUCUAACGCUGCUUCCUGCUAGAGUGUCGCAUGGUGGCCAGCAAGUAUUUGGUCGCCUUUUGGCUAUAAUAUGGAAAAUUGUCAGCGAGCCGGUGUUUUCGCUGAAAAAAAUAUACAUAUACCCCUUGCAUUAUCC
Messenger RNA from Triticum dicoccoides, 1668 nucleotides. Its product is annotated as flap endonuclease 1-B-like. Bases 134 to 1372 code for a protein of 412 amino acids. The record is from RefSeq and is a predicted model, not a curated record. The transcript is spliced from 17 exons. Gene Ontology annotation, molecular function: 5'-flap endonuclease activity; 5'-3' exonuclease activity; DNA binding. NCBI's taxonomy places the organism in Eukaryota, Viridiplantae, Streptophyta, Magnoliopsida, Poales, Poaceae.